AUGGGAGGUAUUGACCGGGCUGAUAAAGCCAUGACAUACUACAUGGUCUUGCACAGAUGUGUAAAAUGGUGGAAGAAGGUGUUCUUUUAUCUUUUGGAGGUGUGCUUUUGCAAUUCUUUGAUUAUUUACAAGCAGCAAAUGCACCCAAAGCGGGUUAAUGCUGAGAAGUUUCGUCUCGACAUUGCUCAUGGUCUUCUGGUGGGAUUAGAGUCAGCACCAUCUCGCGUGGGGAGGCCACCCAGAGAUCCACCUUGUCGUCUGAUUAAUUGUGAGCAUUUCAUUGCCAUAAACAGACAAAGAACUGCUAAUGGCAAGCCAUCUAAGCCAGAUUGUAUCGUGUGCUCUAACAGAGAGAAAAAGUGUCAUCAGACACAGUAUAUCUGUGAUAAGUGUCUGGAGCCCAUGUGCCCUUAUCCAUGCUUCAAGAGAUACCACACCCUGCUGGACUAA
Molecule: messenger RNA, 450 nt
Organism: Lingula anatina
Lineage: Eukaryota; Metazoa; Brachiopoda; Lingulata; Lingulida; Lingulidae
Product: piggyBac transposable element-derived protein 4-like
Source: RefSeq, a predicted model, not a curated record